AUGCCAAAAGUUCGAGCGAAACGGUACUGGACUGAGAUUCGACCUAUACGUCAUGAUUACGACGAUAUUGAAGAUCCAUUGGAAGAAGAAGCAUACUAUCGUCAACAAUCACGUCAGAUGAAAUUGCCUGAUUUGAAAAAUUUUGUUGUCACUUUUCAAAUUCAACAUCGAGAAAGAAGCGUGAAGCCAAAAUUGGACCAAAGCACUUCGAAAAAAUAA
Thelazia callipaeda (thelaziosis nematode) is the source of this 219-nucleotide messenger RNA. NCBI's taxonomy places the organism in Eukaryota, Metazoa, Nematoda, Chromadorea, Rhabditida, Thelaziidae. The record is from the annotation of a GenBank genome assembly.